GUUGGAGAAGGGCUUCAAGGCCCACCACAAGACUCAUUUGGCCCAAGGUUGUACGACAGCACAUUUUCUCUACGGCCCGAGGCUUUGUGGAACGGCGAGGGAUGCGGUUCACUAAUACUAAUAGCGAGUUGCGCAUCUCUCCUACAUGAUGCUGGGAGAUUGAGCUUGUUGAUUAGGCAUGGAGCCUAAAGUCUGGGACGGGGAGAGGAAGGCAGGCCUCAUCAAGGCGAAAUUUGAUGAGCUGUAUUUGAAGCACUUCCAGAACCAGUCCGGUGUCCUCUCCUUCCCGCCCCAAGCUAGCCCUAUCCAUCUUCACCAUACUUCCCCCCCUGCUGCGCCCAAAAACCAACCAGCAAAGCCUUCCCCAAACCCCCAAACCUUUGCCCCGCCAGUCAACCCGGAUUUCCCAGAGGGAACUUCUCAGGCACGUUCAGAGGGCUUUUCCCAGCCUGCACUUGCGCCGGUGACCUUCACCGGGGGGCGUGGAGCUGGUUCCAGGGGUUGGCCGCUAGAGAAAGACCAGGGGAAAGCGCUGCGGUGCCCCCCACGAAACAAUUCUGAUGAGGACCUGCGGAGUCUCGACAAUGCGGGGAGAAGCAGGCCGUCUGAACAGAGGGCCUUGUCUGGUCUUUCGGGCGGGGGGCAAGAGAAGGGCUGUGUGAGGGGUUUGACAAAGGAUGUCGAUGGUACUUGGCAGACGGACUGCAAGGAAGAGGGGCCUUCCGAAGAGAAAGUUGACACGAGGUGGGGCGGGAAAGCAUGUUUGGAUUGGCUUGGUUCGCAAAGUCAAGAGGAUUUGCCUCAGCCCGACUCUGAACAGCCGGUCAGGGUCGUCAGUGCACUUCCGGAGGGUGCUCUUCCCAGGCUAAGUUGGGCGCAACUCCCGGACGGGGCCACCGUAAUCGUGGUCAGCCCUAACCUAGUCACUAGCUUUGAGGGGUGUCCGGCGAAGCAGAAUGUAGUGAGCCCUAACCUGGUUGCUAGCCCGAAUCUCGACUCUGGGGACUGGAACGGGAGUCAGGCUCUGCUGCCAGUCUCACCAGAACGGCUCACAAUAGGCGAUGGGGGCAGGCGCCACAUGGCAGAUGGGCGGAGUUCGGAGGGGGCGCACUCUGGCUUAUCUGGGGAACUAGGUACAGGGCCGAAAAGGGAGUUCGAAGCAGGGGAGGUGAUCCAAGGGGGCUCAAAACGGCUGCGGAAGGGCAGGGGGGAGGCACCAAUUUGCGGUGCAGAAACUGGGUGCGCUGAUGAGGGGCCUGCUGCUGCCAAGUCGGAGGGAGAUCUGUAUGCAGGGACUCAGAAACAAGAUUGGAAGAAAGCGCAAGGAACGAAAGGCGGCCUUAAUGGGAAGCAUGCAGGGGGUGAGAACAAAGCCAAGGGCCGGGGCGGGCAAACGGCCGGGGAUCGCAAGCCGCAGGAGAUGCGACUUCAAGAGUCUCGGAAGAAGCAAGGGGUAGGUCGGGAGAAAUGUAAAUGCAAGGGUGGGGUCGAGACCAAAGCGAAGAAUUCCCGGACUGCGAGGGAGCUGAUGAGGCUUGCGGAUAUGGAGUCCAAACCAGGGACAAAAGGGGAAGGAAUUUUCGGGGUCAAGAGGCGGCGGGUUUGCAGUCUGGCCGCGCUGACUCAAAGCAGCGGCGAUGCCGCUGUUGUUGAUGUGGGGGCCCAUCCUUCCAAGAAGCUCAAACUUCUUUCCGGCGGUAGCUCACUCCGAAGCCUCGGUGUCACGCCGCCGCUGCUUCCGAUGCAAAAGGCGCUCCGUGCUGGCAAAGCCCCAGCCGCAGUGCAGCGUCCCGGUUCCAACUCACUUGCAGCCAAAUGCGGGCUCCCUCGUCCGCAGCAGCAGGAUAUCCAUCACAAGCAGUGCGAACCAUCAGCUGAACCUACUGCACGAUUGGUGGUCAAAUCGGGUGCCGCCCCUAGCAACCCGAAGAGUUUCGCAGGAAACGGGGUCUGCGAACCUAGUGUGUCGAACCUCAUGCGGCAGCACGAGGCGGGUCUAGCCGGGAAGCGGCGAAGCGAAGCGUUGGAAGCGCUGGCGGCAGCCGCCCGAGAGCCCAUGUGCAGCAUCUGCUACACGGAGUACGAUGCGCGGCGGUGCUACCUGGCCUGCGACGUCUGUGACCGAUGGUACCACGCGGAGUCGUUCGGGGUCUCUCCAGAAGCCGCCGUGGCCCUCAUGAAGUUCAAGUGUCCGACGUGCAUGCGGCGGGGCCGACCGUCCGGCUGUCCGAUACCGGAUCCAUCCGCCGCGCUCGCGGCACCGCUCAAAAUCCGCCCCAAACUUCACCAAAAGGCGCGCAUAGCAUAUGCCGCGAGCAGAGGUGUGGUUCCGGGGGCCCAGAGAGCAGGCUUGGGGGAAGUCUCCGAGGAGGCGCAGGUCGAGAAGCGGGACCAGCGUUUGGUGUCCAAGGACAUCGUCAAAAGCGAUGGGACUGGCACGCGAAACCGGUUCAUAGCGUCGGCAGUAGUGACGGAGAGCGGACAGAGUACAAAGCAGUGUAAGAUUGGGGCGCCCAGCGACAGUGGAAGGGGCGCAAAAGCGAAGAUUCUGGAGAGUUGCGAAACGGCGGUAGAGGUUAUCGGGGCUCCCCCUGCAAAGAAGCGCCCGCCGCUGCGUCUGGUCGGGGGGACUCACCCAGCAAAUCUUAGAAAUGGAGUUCUAACGAGCAAUCGGGAGCUGGCUCCCGGGGGACUCGCGGGAUGUCCGCUGGAGGAGAGGUCGAGCGGGCGGCCUUUGACAACGGCGACCAGAGCUGAAAACAGCGCCUCCGAGGCGCAAGGGGCCAGCGAGUGCGCUGCGCUGUUAGCGCAGCCGUUGACUGACUCAGCGUGUUUGCCGCACUCUGCGCAAGCGACGGCGGUCGGGAGAGCCAGAGGCAGUCCACCGUCGAAGAAGAAAGCUUCCGCUUCUGAAGUGAUCAAUAGGGUUCCGGUGGCCGGAACGCCGAACGGCGCCGAAGCGCUGGGAAGCUCUUGCAGCGCGGAGCAGGAGACGGGCCGGUAUAGAGGGGAGUCGACGGCCGGCGGAAAAGCACGGAUACGGGAGGGAGGGGAAACGGAAAACGGAACGCGGAAACGGAUCCAGCCUACGAAGCUUGGGCCCGUUUCUCAGCCUUCGGCGAUCGGUGUACCCAAGGCGACUGAGGCGCGGCGUUCAGAAGCACCGGUGCUUUCAGAAGGCCCUGCUGUGCCUCGAUCGGCUGAGCGCAGCCGAGACAUACCUCCUGCCCAAUCCGCACCUCCCCAUGUACAGGGCCCCCAAGGAAACCUUCGAGAGAGUCAUGCUGCUACUGGGUUUCCCGGAGGCCCUGUUUUGCCGAGCGUGGGUCGGUACAGCUGGGAAGCUCAAUACUACCGGGCUGCAGACGAGGCCUCCCGAGGGGGGCCGGUUCUGCCGGACCGUAUUCACACUGGGGCGCCUCGGGGGCAGAGCGCUCGGUGGUCGAUUGACUUGAGCAAGGUCCAGGAGGUGGACGGGAGGAAGGUGAGAAUGGGGACGGAGGAGGUUGACGGAGUGCAGCAGCUGAGCUGAGGCGAGGGUGUUCACACCUAGGGGGGAAGAAGCGGAAUUCGGGGGUAAUGGUGUGAACAGGGAUGUUUGGACUGGCGGAGGAUUGAGCUGCGGGGAUGAAACGGGGUAUUCACAUUGGUGAGGAAGAGGCAGAAUCGGAAAGUGCUGGGGGAUCGGCGGUUGCGGGACGAGGUCGAGCGGACGGGGUGUUCCAGACUGGGCGGCGGGAAAAGGUCGGAGAUAAGGUGGCCCGUCGAGGAUACAACUGAAGGCCAGUAUGCAGAAGAAAGUGCAGCAAACUGAGUUGGCCGUCACAUACUUUCUAUUGUGAAAAGCUGGUCGUAUUGCAACGUCGAUCAGCUGUUGCUAUGACGAUAAAGUGGUGGCCGCCUUGCAAUGUUCUCUUUGUGUCGUUCGUCCCAUGAUGGCCACGUUGGUG
Messenger RNA from Klebsormidium nitens, 3950 nucleotides. The record is from the annotation of a GenBank genome assembly. NCBI's taxonomy places the organism in Eukaryota, Viridiplantae, Streptophyta, Klebsormidiophyceae, Klebsormidiales, Klebsormidiaceae.